Molecule: messenger RNA, 942 nt
Organism: Tricharina praecox
Lineage: Eukaryota; Fungi; Ascomycota; Pezizomycetes; Pezizales; Pyronemataceae
Product: polynucleotide kinase 3 phosphatase-domain-containing protein
Exons: 3
Coding region: 1-942 (313 amino acids)
Biological process (GO): DNA repair
Molecular function (GO): double-stranded DNA binding; ATP-dependent polydeoxyribonucleotide 5'-hydroxyl-kinase activity; polynucleotide 3'-phosphatase activity
Source: RefSeq, a predicted model, not a curated record
AUGCCGCCCCAAAACAAGAAACGUCCGCUCUCGAGCCUGACCUCGCGUAUCUCCCCUCCUCCCGUCGCCGCCGCCGCCGCCGCCUCCUCCUCCUCCAGUGUCACUGUGAUCACAACGAGUACGAAGAAAGCUAAGAUCAAAUCGACAACGACCAAAAGCGCCAUGGUCAACUUCUUCAAGCCGGCCAGCCAGAAGACGCCCCCGCCGACCACCUGGCGUGUCGUCGGCGGGACGCUGCUGGUCGGGCGGUACCGUUCGCCCGGCGCCACGGAGGUGGCGGUGGAGCGGGGGAGAGAGGGGCCGCGGAAGGUCGCCGGAUUUGAUCUGGACGGCACACUAAUCAGAACUCUCUCGGGCAGCGUCCACGCGCGGACCGCGAGUGACUGGACCUUCUGGUCACCACUGAUCCCGGCGCGGCUUGCUGCACUAUACCAGUCCGGCUACGACAUAGCGAUCUUCAGCAACCAAGCCGGUCUCAAAGCGCCACGGAAAGACACUGUGACGCUGCACAAAUUCAAGCGCAAGGUCGCUGCGGUCCUGGCGGGGCUGGACCUGCCUAUUGUCACGGUGUAUGCCGCGACGGAGAAGGACGGGUAUAGAAAGCCGGAGAAGGGGAUGUGGGAUGUGGUAGUAAAGGAGCUGCAGGGAGAGGUGGAUAUGAACGCCUCGUGGUUGGUUGGUGAUGCCGCCGGCAGGAAGGGCGACUUUUCGGAUUCGGAUAGGAAGUGGGCACAGGGCGUGGGGAUUGGGUUUUUUACGCCCGAGGAGUUCUUUUUGGGAAAGGAGAAGGACGAGAAAAUUGCGGAUGCGGGGGCGUCGAGUUGCGACGAGGACGAGGGCGAGGAUGAGGAUGAGGAACUUGCCGAAGAGGUAGACGAAAAAGUCGGCGGGAAUGACGACGAAAAGAAAGAGGAUGCUGCAGCUUCCGGCGGUGAUAAAUGA